Messenger RNA from Brachypodium distachyon (stiff brome), 1729 nucleotides. RefSeq lists its product as uncharacterized. The transcript has 3 exons. The coding region runs from base 452 to 1519 and encodes 355 amino acids. Lineage: Eukaryota; Viridiplantae; Streptophyta; Magnoliopsida; Poales; Poaceae. The record is from RefSeq and is a predicted model, not a curated record.
CUAAAGUUUCUGAACAAGGAAACCUAAACAGCUUCCAAAAAUCCAAAUCCCUAACCGUCAUCUCUCGUCCGCCGGCCUUGAACAAGUCACAGGCCACAGCUCCUGCCUCUGCCUGCCGUAGACCCGCACCGUUCGGAGCUCCUAUCACCGUGGGAACCCAUCCACCUCGUCGUGCCACCGUGUUGGCUCCUUGAGGUACCCCGUUGACCGCUUGACCCCCACCCCUUCCUUUCAUCUCUUCUCCCUCCCCUCAACCCCCAAGGAGAAGACGAGAAGGGGCCAGAUGUGGGUGAGGCCUCCGGCGUCAAUCCGUCGAGUAGGUGGUUGAUGGUUUCACGCCAUCUUUUUGUGAAGGAAGAUCAAUUGCCUGAUUUCUUCUGCUACUGAGACUGAGUAGUUGAAAUCUAGGGGCUUGCGCCGGGUGUCUAUACUCUUUGGCCUGUCCUAGAAUAUGGCUGAAGCAUGUCGUGAUGGUAGGCGCUGUCUCCCGGCAUGGAUGACGAAAGCAUGCUCAAGUAAUGAAAUGUCAAAGACUGAGCACCAGAAUAAACAUGUGGUGGAAUCUGAUAAGCAAUCAGUGGCUCUGGAUCAGAUCAAACCCGUCAGGAGGAAGAGUAGAGGGAAGAUAAAAGCUGUGGAUACUGAGGAGACUGGUGAGCUGAUAACUUUGCAGCGAUGUCAGGGUAGAGAAAACACCAAGAGAAAGAGCAAGGAUGCUGCUGCUCUGAAGAAUAGCAGGAAACGUAAGCUGGGGAAUUUCGGAUCAGAAGCAUCGUCAUCAGAAAUAACUGAUGAUGAGAUAGAGCUUACUGCUGGUGGUCCAAGAGCUUUGCAUCGAUGUCAGGGUAUAGGGAAGGCCAGGAGGAAGUGCGAAGAUGCUGAUUAUACUGCCAAAGUCGAACUUAAAGAAGUUGAGAAAAUAAAUAGCAAGAAAGUGAGGGGCAGAGCCGCUCCGAAGAAUAGCAGGAAAGAAAGACUGGAGAAUCUCGGAUCAGAAGCAACAAGUGAUGAUGAGAUAGAGCUAACUGUUGAAGAUGUUGUGAGUAUAGCCGAAGAGAUAGUAAAUUCUGAUAAAGAGAAACAGCAGAAGAUACGAACGAUGAAAACAGCCCAAUAUGAAGAGCGUCCUCCAGAGUCUAUCUUCACUCCAAAGGAUACAGGAGGAUCAGUAUCGAACACUGGACCAUCGAAAGGACUGAUGCGAUGCACAAAAACUACCACAGAUAGAACUCCAAGCGAGAGCAGAGUAGAGAAGAACAACGGACAUGAAGAACCAUAUCGUCCGCCAAAUAUCCAAAUGACAGGAGAUAUUGCUCAGGACAUGAUAAACAUGUUUCUCGCCCCACUUUUGAGUAAACCUGCAGUCUGUGAAGAUAGAUCCAGGCCUGUAGAGACAUCGAUCACGAGCACCAACCAUGCGCCGAGGAAGAAAGACUUCCAGGACGUAGCACGAGUACAGAUGGCGCCUGUGGUGAAAAAGAAGAGCAGCUUGAGGGAUAAGGUGGACUUGUUUCUUUGACUAUGUGACUGAGCUGCUGACGGAAGAUUCUACUCUGCUAGUUGCCUAGGAGCAUUGGUCUGUCAUACUAUCUGAUUCCAUGGUUGUAUAUAAUCACCUGUAACUAUAUCCCACAGGGUUUCAGUUCGCAUGUGUUAAUAUAAGUUAGGUUUUGUUUUGGAUGGAGAGUGAGAUUUGAUGAUGAUGUGAAAUGCUUGUUUGGCCUGCUAA